Molecule: messenger RNA, 2631 nt
Organism: Blumeria graminis f. sp. triticale
Lineage: Eukaryota; Fungi; Ascomycota; Leotiomycetes; Helotiales; Erysiphaceae
Source: the annotation of a GenBank genome assembly
AUGAUUGAUCAAUCAAAAAGCUAUGAGGUUCCUAGACCUCCCGCAGGCUUAAGAUAUCCCACCGCGCCAUCUGUGAUGUCUAUCAACGAUCAUUUUUCGGGAGUGGGAGAUACGCCGACGCGUGAACAGUAUGAGCAUGGAAUUCAAGUUAUUGAUGGAGACAAAGACUUCAAUACAAACCUCAACGCCUACCUACAGGUGACGAAAACAGCUCAAUCUGGUUUUAACUACCACCUAAUCUCAGUUUUCGGAUCGCAGUCGACCGGAAAAUCUACAUUACUCAAUCAUUUGUUUGGAACUCAGUUUGGUGUAAUGUCCGAAACCGAAAGAAGACAAACUACAAAAGGAAUUUGGAUGGCUAGGAAUAAUAGAAAACAUUCAGGAGGCUCUAAUCCAAUUAAAAUGGCAGAAAAUAUCCUUGUAAUGGAUGUAGAAGGUACAGAUGGUCGAGAGCGUGGAGAAGACCAGGACUUUGAAAGAAAAAGCGCCCUGUUUGCACUUGCUACCAGUGAAAUCCUGAUUGUGAAUAUUUGGGAACACCAAGUUGGUCUUUACCAGGGCGCAAACAUGGGCUUACUAAAGACUGUCUUUGAAGUUAAUCUGCAGCUGUUUCUAAAAGAUAAGCACUCAAACCCUCGAUCGCUCUUAUUUUUUGUUGUACGAGACCACCUUGGGACGACCCCACUUGAAAAUUUACGCAAAACCCUCACAGCUGACUUAGCAAACAUUUGGACGACUCUUUCAAAGCCGCCUGGACUAGAGAAGUCUCGGAUUGAAGAUUAUUUUGACCUUGCAUUCGCAGCACUUCCGCACAAAAUUUUACAACCGGAUCUGUUCGUUAAGGAAGUCGAGAAGCUUGGCAUGCGAUUUAGAGUUGGUCAAAAAUCAGCCAAAAAUAAAUUUCCCCUAAACUCUGAACAAGAAGAUGGCAUAUUUCUACCGGAGUACCAUCGAAGGAUACCUGCAGAUGGAUUUUCCGUUUAUGCUGAAGGAAUUUGGGAACAAAUUAACAAUAACAAAGAUCUAGACUUGCCCACUCAGCAAGAACUCCUUGCUCAGUUUCGAUGCGACGAAAUUUCACGAGAAGCGCUAGAGAUUUUUGAUGUCACAAUUUUACCGCUCGAACAGAAGUUGGCCGAGGAAUCUAAAUCUGAAAAACCUUCGCCCUUGAAAGACCUAGGCAAUUGUGGGAGGUCAGCCCGUACAAAUACAUUGAAAUCUUUUGAAUCAGAGGCGGGUCGAUAUCACAAGGGGGUAUUUACUCGAAAAUUAUCCGAGCUCGUGUCAACAGUUGAUGCAAGACUGAAGUCUCUAUAUAAAGGACACUUAUCAGUUGUACACAAGGUUGGGAUUGCGCAUUUCACCGACUCGGUAACUGCCAUAAUAAAAGCGGGCCAGAAAACAAAUGCCAGCUAUGAGUUUUCGGAAACCGUGACUAGAGAAAGAAACAAGGCAUUGGAACAAUUUGAAAUUGAAGCCCGGAAUCUUACAAUGAAAGGCUUGCCAUGGAGCAAUUUUGAGCAGCAAAUCAGUUUAUUUAGUCAGGAACUAGAGUUAGUAAGCGCAAAUCUUCGCAAAGAAGAAAUGCGGAGGCUUGGAACACGUACCGAGAGAUGGGUACGAACUCGCUUAUCAGAACUAGUUGGUCUUGAAUUUAAUAAGCUUGGAAGCGCAAGAAGGAGCAACACGCCCGACAACAGCGAAACUUUAAAGUCGGAAAUUAGCCUAUGGGAUCGAAUUUGGGAGAUUUUCACAGUAACUAUCUCUGAGGCAGAAGCCCGGUUUAUUGAGCGGGCACUUAGUUUCGGAUCUGAGCAAGAUGAAAUUGAAGUUCGGCUGGGGCGUUUAAGGCGUCAGAGCUGGGUAAUACUCAGGUCUAAAAUAGACGAAGAGGUCAUGGAGGGAAACAUUAUGACAAAAUUACGGGAGAACUUUGAAGACAAAUUUAGAUAUGAUGAGGCCGGUGUCCCGAGAAUCUGGAGGCCAAGCGACGAUAUAGAAGGAUUGUAUACAAAAGCUAAGAGUUCCACCCUAAGUCUUAUUCCCCUUCUUUCAAAAUUCACGCUGGCUGAAACUUGCGCUCCACCUCCUCUACCAACUUGGAUUGGUAUCUCAACUUCAAAUCUAGAAACAAAAGACCAGGAUGAUCUGAUACCGAUAGGUGGCGUUGACGAAGAAGAAGGCAAGUCAUUAGAAGAUGAAACCACAAUACUUAGCGAAGGUAGAAGUCAAGACCUUAUGGCUAGGUUCAAAAAGCAAGCCGAUGGAGUUUAUAUCGAAGCUAAGAGAAGCGCGUUGGGCGGAGUUACUCAGGUUCCACUCUACUUUUGGCUUAUUGUUUUAUUCCUUGGCUGGAAUGAAUUUCUUGCAAUAAUCCGAAAUCCUAUAUACUUUAUUUUAUUAUUAAUAACUGGCUCAGGAGCCUAUAUUACGUGGAACCUAAACCUUUGGGGUCCAAUUAUUAGUGUGGUGAACGCCGCUUCAGCGCAGGGAAUUGAACUCGGUAAAGAGAGACUGCGUGAAUACAUUGAAAAUAAUGAGCACGUCAGGAACUCCUUAAUGGCUAAAAACACAGCCUAUGACUCAAGCACUAAUAACACGCCACCUACUAAAGAAAAGGAAUUAAAAUAA